CCAAAAACUCAAAACCAACCAUGGACGGCGUCUGCAACGCGGAGGUGGACGAGUUCUGCCACAGCGGCUUCGGCGAGCUCAUCGUAGACGCAGACAAGCCCAAGAAGCUCCGCAAGCACGAGUCGUCCCGCAAACAGUCAGAGGACCAGUCCCGACUCCCCGCGCUGGAGGCGGCUUACGGCAGCAUCCUGCGGGAGCUCGGGGAGGACGCGGACCGGGAGGGGCUUCUGCGUACGCCGCUGCGCGCCGCCAAAUCCAUGCAGUUCCUCACCAAGGGCUACCACGAGAACAUCUACGACAUCUUAAAUAAUGCCAUAUUUGAUGAAGCCCAUGAUGAGAUGGUGAUAGUUAAGGACAUAGACAUGUUCUCACUGUGUGAGCAUCACCUGGUGCCCUUCUUUGGCAAGGUUCACAUUGGGUACAUUCCCAACAAAAAAGUGGUGGGACUGAGCAAACUUGCAAGGAUUGUGGAAAUCUUCAGCCGAAGGCUUCAAGUCCAGGAGCGUCUUACCAAGCAGAUUGCAGUGGGAAUACAAGAGACUCUGCAGCCAAGGGGCGUGGCUGUGGUUAUUGAAGCAAUGCACAUGUGUAUGGUAAUGCGUGGCAUCCAGAAGGUAAACAGUCACACAGUGACAAGCACCAUGUUGGGAGUGUUUCUCGAAGACCCCAAAACCCGGGAGGAGUUCCUCAUGAUUUCACACCGGGGAUGACGUGUUCCGCCCACUGUCUACUCCCGUGCCCCAAACGGGAGCUCGCCGAUGCUGUGAGCAGGAGUCGCCUCUGACUGUUACCAAGAGGAAACUGUUGGCCUCAACACGAGAAGCCAUGUUUACUGUCCUGCUACUGACCUCCAUCAUUUGUAACCUAUGUGACUGAAAUAAAUAAUAAAUAAAAAAUAUUAAUUAUAA
This is a messenger RNA of Thalassophryne amazonica, 908 nucleotides long. RefSeq names its product GTP cyclohydrolase 2 (gene gch2). NCBI's taxonomy places the organism in Eukaryota, Metazoa, Chordata, Actinopteri, Batrachoidiformes, Batrachoididae. Gene Ontology annotation, biological process: tetrahydrofolate biosynthetic process; tetrahydrobiopterin biosynthetic process. The transcript has 6 exons. Bases 21 to 710 code for a protein of 229 amino acids. Gene Ontology annotation, cellular component: cytoplasm. Gene Ontology annotation, molecular function: zinc ion binding; GTP binding; GTP cyclohydrolase I activity. The record is from RefSeq and is a predicted model, not a curated record.